AUGAAGUUUGAGAACAUUCUAGCCAAUAUUAAUGGAUUUGGAAAAUUUCAGAUAAUGAUACUUGUGAUCACCUUCAUCGGACGCUUCACAUUGCCCUGCCACUUCAUGCUUAACAACUUCAUAGCGAAUGUUCCCUCUCACCACUGCAACAUCAGCUCUCUGGAUGAUGGAGGAAUUUUUAGGAAUUUAUCCGAGGCAGAGAGGCUUGUUGUAGGCAUUCCAGUCCAUGAAGAUGGGACUCCAAACUCCUGUCAGAUGUUUGCAGAGCCUCAGUAUCAUCUGCUGUUCAACUCUUCCAACAUAACUGAACUCCUCACAGUGCCGUGCCAGAAUGGAUGGGUGUACGAUAAGGCCACCAUCAACACUACUGUGACCUCACAGUGGGACCUGGUGUGUGAUAGAAGAGGGAAAAACAAACUAACUACUAGCAUCUUUUUUGUUGGGGUGAUGUUUGGAGCUGUGACCUUUGGAAGUCUGAGUGACAGGUUUGGCCGAAGGAUCAUGCUGCUGGUGUCGUAUGUGUCUGGAAUGUUCUUUGCUGUUGGAAGUGCUUUUUCUACAUCCUACACGGCGUUCGUAGUGCUGAGGUUCUUGACUGGGUUUUGCAUCACCGGCAUCAUCAUUGUUACAACAGUCCUCAAUGUGGAGUGGGUGGACAUCGAGCACAGGAAACUGGUUGGGGUGAUGGACAGCUUAUCGUGGACAUUUGGGAGCAUCAUAUUUGCAGCUAUUGCAUACUUUGUUACUGAUUGGCGGAGACUAGUUGUAACUGUCACCUCACCUCUACUCUUGGCCAUCUUCACCUGGAGGUGGAUGCCAGAGUCGGCAAGGUGGCUCAUUGCCAAUGGAAAGCUGGAGCAAGCUCAGCUAUAUUUAAAAGAAUGUGCCAAGAUGAACCGAACAGAGGAGUUCAUGGAGACACUUAAAACAGAGUCGCUAGCCACUAUUGUUGUGACUGAGAAAAGAGACCGGCCCUAUUCGUACCUCGAUCUUAUACGAACACCAAAAAUGAGGAAACUGGCCCUACGCACUGGUAUAGUCUGGUUUUGCGUGGCAACUACAUUUUAUGGCAUCAGCUUCAACAUCACAGGCUUUGGGCUCAAUAUCUACCUCACUCAGUUUACCUAUGCUGUAAUUGAGCUCCCAGCCAAAGUAGCAGUUUACUACUUACUGGAUAAGAUAGGCAGGCGAUCCACAGAGGUGGGAGCUCUGCUGAUGGCUGCCGUCUGUCUUGGCAUCAACAUCGUAAUACCUAAAGAUAUGUCUGUUGUCAGAACAGUGGUGUCAGUCAUUGGAAAAGGGUUUUCUUCAGCAUCCUUUGCCACUAUUGUGCUCUACAGUUCUGAGCUCUAUCCCACUGUAGUAAGGCAGAACGGUAUGGGCUACAACUCCUUCAUGGCUCGACUUGGUGUAGCUGUGGCUCCUUUGGUUCUCUUACUGGAUGACGUGUGGAAGGACCUGCCCCAGGCCGUCCUGUGCGCUGUGGCUGUACUCGGGGGAGUUGUGGCAAGAACACUGUCAGAGACACGCAAAAGGUGCCUGCCAGAGACAAUCGAGGAUAUUGAAAAGCAUUGGUAG
Messenger RNA from Cottoperca gobio, 1578 nucleotides. RefSeq names its product solute carrier family 22 member 7-like. Bases 1 to 1578 code for a protein of 525 amino acids. Gene Ontology annotation, molecular function: transmembrane transporter activity. The record is from RefSeq and is a predicted model, not a curated record. Gene Ontology annotation, cellular component: membrane. The transcript is spliced from 9 exons. Gene Ontology annotation, biological process: transmembrane transport. Lineage: Eukaryota; Metazoa; Chordata; Actinopteri; Perciformes; Bovichtidae.